AUGGAGAUAGGUGCACAAGCACAGACACAAGCACAGGCUGCGGGGCAAAGUCCAGACCCGAAAAAUGGCGGUCGAAGUGGUAAAGGCCAAAUACCAGUGGCCAAAAGAGCAUGCGACUGUUGCCGCAAGAGAAAAGUCAGAUGUGAUGGCCGGGAGCCAUGCUCUCCGUGCCAGAAGGCGGCCAUUCGUUGCGCAUACAUAGAGCCGCCAAAGAAGAAAGGGCCAAAAGGUUUGAGGAGUGCUCGCGUUCUCCAUGCAUUGAGAAGGAUCGACGACACGCCCGUCUCAAAUCCGCCUACUCCUACUAGUUCAGAUGUUGCCUUCGGAAACUGGGGGUGGAGUGCAGCUGCACAACAUCAUGGACAAGGGCAGAACGACAGACCAGAGACCAUCUACGUGUCACCGGAUCAGCGACCAUACUAUCAGCAGCAACCACCGACAAGCUAUCAGCAUUCCAACAACCAACGAGAUCCAUCACAGAAUCAGCAGCAAUGGGCGCCCAGUCAAGCUGAAUCGAUAUCUACUGCAAGUAAUGGUCCCCAUCACGGGCACUCGCCUACUUCCACCGAGACCUACAACCAUCGUCUACUAUCCGAGAAAGCUUUCCUGCCCUUCAUAAAGCUGUUCUUCAACCACAUGUUUGCCAUCAUGCCUGUGAUUGGCAGGGGUAUAUAUCUUGAUCCUGCAUUCUACAGCCAAGGAACCCUCAGCGCGGAAGUGUACUGCUUUCUUUCCGCGUUAUGUGCUGCCACAAUCGUCCAACUGGAUGAGUCGAUUGCUCAGCCACCGUUACUACACCCCAGCAAACAUUCGGAUGAUCUCUUUGCUGAAGAAUGCUUAAGGGAAAGGAAGACGUUUGAUCCUGUCGAGCACGUUACGCCUCUGAGCGUGAUGACUUCAUUCUUCCUGUUCUGCUACUACGGUAACCACGAGAAGCAUCUCCAAGCAUGGCAUUAUCUACAGGAAAGUAUCACAUUCUCUGAGAUACUGGACAUGGAUGACGAAGCCUCUUACGCGCAACUGGACCCCGUUGAAAUGCAAUGGCGCCGCAGGCUUUAUUGGUUACUGUUCAUUACGGAAAGAGCGUAUGCAGUUCAAAGACGCAAACGCACAAGACUCCAAGCAAGUGUCGCACUUCCGGCAGUGUUUGAGUCUGAGGAUCCACAGUUGCUCAGUGGAUUUGUUAAUCUUGCAAAUCUCUUUAGUGCAGUAGACGACUCCUUUGUCAGCGCGUGGCGAGGCACACGGAGAGCAAGUCUAUGUGAUGAGGCGUGGCUUGCCCAGACACAUAAGCAGUUGGACGCCACAGCACAUACCACUGGAAUGGGUGAGCUGACAGAAAUCCAAACGUUGGAUAUCGGUGUCACCAGGGAGUGGCUCCACGUCCUCGCGUGGCAGAUGGGCGUUAGCACCGGCUUGAUAUGGGGGCAAGGCGAGGGUGGAAUGCGGCUUGACUAUCCUGUUGAGCUCGCCAGGAAGGUGGUUGAGAUGACGUCAAAUGCAAGCCCGCUAUCCUUGGACAGUCAUGGUAUUGGUAUGGAGCAGAAGCUUUCCGACAUUGCCGGCUGUCUGGCGGAUGUGCUCAAAUGCACAGCGGGAGAUUGCUCUGCGACAUUUCUCGAGGGCAAGCAACACCUCAACACCCUGCUGCAUCGACUUUCCAGUAUGCGUGGGAAAGAGUCGCGAUAUCUGAAGCCUCUCAUGGCCAAGAUGGAGGGCCUGAUGGGGUAUGAGAUCAACAAUGUGACGUUGCCGUUGCCGGAAAUACGUUUGGAAGGAGUGCAAGGCGAUGGACAUCUCCCUGCUACGUGGUCGGCGAGCGAGUCGAUGACCAUGUUGCGGCACUUGUCAAUGGCUGGGUCACUGGGCAUGCCUGGUAUCGCGUUGGCACAGGACUCUUACUAUCAGCGGCGUCCCUCUGGAUGGAUAGUUGAAGAGAAUGAUAUGGAGCAUAUCCAGCCAUGGUUGGCGGAUGAGAAGGGCUUCCGCCGUUCUCCUGUAUAG
Messenger RNA from Ramularia collo-cygni, 2004 nucleotides. RefSeq lists its product as uncharacterized. The transcript has 3 exons. Gene Ontology annotation, biological process: regulation of DNA-templated transcription; DNA-templated transcription. NCBI's taxonomy places the organism in Eukaryota, Fungi, Ascomycota, Dothideomycetes, Mycosphaerellales, Mycosphaerellaceae. The record is from RefSeq and is a predicted model, not a curated record. Gene Ontology annotation, molecular function: DNA-binding transcription factor activity, RNA polymerase II-specific; zinc ion binding; DNA binding. Bases 1 to 2004 code for a protein of 667 amino acids.